Messenger RNA from Microdochium trichocladiopsis, 1183 nucleotides. RefSeq lists its product as uncharacterized. The transcript has a single exon. Bases 392 to 919 code for a protein of 175 amino acids. The record is from RefSeq and is a predicted model, not a curated record. NCBI's taxonomy places the organism in Eukaryota, Fungi, Ascomycota, Sordariomycetes, Xylariales, Microdochiaceae.
CGAGUAUAAAGAUCGCAGACAUUGCCCCCCUCAGGCAAUCGUCGGCGGCGGUCUGAACGAGUCCCUGCAUCGCCAACUACACCCUGCCUGCACUAGACACAAGCCAGAUGCGAGCUCGACCGCAACCUCCCUGAGCACCUUGAGACUUAUACUAAUAGGUUCCCCCUUCUUGACAUCAUCACACCCUUAGCCGCGGCAGGCUUACGACGACUAUUCGACAGCAGCUCCUGCGUCAUUUGGCUUCUCCAGCCAAAGCCUAGCCAUCCUCUUGGACCCUCAAUUCGGUUUUGCCAAGAACACCGCCAAGACCUGCCAGCGGCAGCAAUAACGACUAUACAUACAAAGAAUAACACCACUCGCGAGGGACUCAGACCCCCUCUACACACCCAAGAUGACCCGUCGCGAUAUCCUCGAAGAGCCUCCGGCGUAUGACACGCUCUUCGACACACGCGAACAGCUCCCAAACUAUGCGAGCAUCGCACCACGGCGGCAGGAGAGCCCGUGCUACUACCAGCCCACGGGAGCUCCCACUGCCACUACCGCCGCCGCCGCCACCACUUCAUCCUCCUCAUGCGCCUCCUCUUCUUUCUCGCAGCACGAGCCACGCCGGGGCAGCGACACGAGCACGUGCUCCUCGUCCUCCUCCUCCUCCUCUUGCUCUUCCGCAGCGGACAAGCCAGAGAAGCGCAAGAAGAACAAGGACAGCAGCAGCAAGAAGGAGAACAGCUUCCUCUCCAAGUGGCGCGCCGAUCUCGAGGAGGACCGCGCCCGCCGGGCCCGGCGCGUCGUGCACAUCUCAGCCACCGAGGCGGAUCGGAUCAUGGGGCUGAACCAGAAACCCAGCCCAGGGAGCCGCGAGGUGCGCUGGCGGGUGUACUACGAGUGCCAACCCUCAUCCGAGAAGAGGCGGCAGCAAUGAGCAAGGAGCGACAUCAAGACAAGAAGAGCGAAUCCGGCAAGGCAGCGCGAAACCGAUAAUGAAGAGGGAGGAGGCGGAUUACUGAGUCGGAGAGGAAGAGGAGGAUAUCGCGGGGGAUGAGAUUGUCGAGCGAAUUGCUUGUUUUUGUGUUUCCUUUGUACAUAUACCCUGGCCUUGGAGCCACAUAUCCUUACGUAGCAUCAUCGCUUGUUAUUUUCUAGUUCAUGAUACCCGAAAUUGAUUUACUUGUUUCUGUCAGAUCAA